AUGAUGCAGCAUCCGUGGAACGAGGCGGUGAUCGGAAUCAGGGCGACCAAAUCUGCGCCGUGCUCGCCGAUCAAGCCGGCGGCGCCGCCGCCGCGGGCGGAAGGCUUCCACGCCGCCCUCAAGGUCCCCGUGGGGGACACGCCGUACGUCCGGGCCAAGCGCGUGCAGGUGGGCUAUCAUCGCCGCCGCGGCCGGAGAAAUCGGUAACAAUAGCUCCCUGGUUCUGUUUCUUAAUCUCCUCCUUCCUCCAUCUCCGUCGCAGCUGGUGGACAGGGACCCGGAGAAGGCCAUAGCUCUCUUCUGGGCGGCGAUUAACGCCGGCGACCGGGUCGACUCGGCCCUCAAGGACAUGGCCAUCGUGAUGAAGCAGCAGAACCGGGCGGAGGAGGCCAUUGAGGCCAUCAAAUCCCUCAGAGUCCGCUGCUCCGACCAAGCCCAGGAGUCCCUCGAUAACAUCCUCCUUGAUCUCUACAAGGUCCCCUCACUCUCUCAUCUCUCUCUGCGGAUCUUCUUCUUCUUCUUCUUCUUCUGGUCUCACCGGCGAGGUCGUGCAGAAGUGCGGAAGGCUGGAGGACCAGAUCGCGCUGCUGCAGCACAAGCUCCGGCUGAUCCAGCAAGGCAUGGCGUUCAACGGGAAGAGGACGAAGACGGCGCGGUCGCAGGGGAGGAAGUUCCAGGUGUCCGUGGAGGAAGAAGCGACCCGCCUGCUGGUAAAAAAGAAAAAGAAAAAGAAAUAGAAGUUGCAGGAUGAAUCCCAUGGCGUGUCGAGGGGGACUGGUUACUAAUCUGGGUAAAAGUUUUGCAGGGGAAUCUGGGGUGGGCGCUGAUGCAGAAGGAGAGCUACGCGGAAGCGGAGGUCGCGUACCGGAGGGCGCUGCUGAUCGGGCCGGACAACAACAAGAUGUGCAAUCUGGGGAUCUGCCUGAUGAAGCAAGGAAGGGUGGCGGAGGCGAAGGAGACCUUGGAGAGGGUGAGGCCGGCGAUGGCGGACGGGCCCAGAGGAGUUGACUCCCACCUCAAGGCCUUCGAGAGGGCGCAGGAGAUGCUCCGCGACCUCGAGUCCAGGACGACGGCGGCGGCGGCGGCGGGGCUCCGGUGGCCGGAGGGCAGCGGCGCCGCCGGCGGUUGCUUCUUCUUCCCGGCGAGCUCCGCCGUUUGGCGGCCGCUGCAGCCGGGAAUCGGGUCGGAUCAUUUCGGGGACGAGAACGCCGCCGAGGUGGCGAACGGGAGCAAGGUGGUGGCGCCGCCGCGCAAGGCGGCGGAGCAGCCGUAUCUGAAGAAGUCCCUCACCGCAGCGCCUCCGCCCUUCUACCCGAAACAGCGGGUGAAGAAGACGGCGGAGGAGGAAGAGGCCCAUCGUCGCCUGUUCCUGCAGGACCCGCUGGGGAACCUCAAGAGGACCAGGUCCAGCGGGGCGGCGGCGGCGGCGGCGGAGGAUUGGUUUACGGUGGCGGCGGAGCAGACGCGGCGGAGUCUGGAGAUGCUUCCGGAUGAUGAGGCAUUCGAUGAAGCCAUCGUGGCGGCGGUUCUGGCGCCGGUUCUGGAGGCGGCGGCGGCGGCGGAGCCCCCACUCGCCGGCAGCUCUUCCUGCCCUCCUUCUCCGGCGGGCGGCGGCGGCGGCGUCUUGGCGGGGAGGAAGGUGGGGAAGCGGCUGAGGGUCUUCCAGGACAUCACCACGCAGUGCCUCAGCCCCCAAGCUUAG
This is a messenger RNA of Spirodela intermedia, 1702 nucleotides long. Lineage: Eukaryota; Viridiplantae; Streptophyta; Magnoliopsida; Alismatales; Araceae. The record is from the annotation of a GenBank genome assembly.